This is a messenger RNA of Caenorhabditis angaria, 985 nucleotides long. Lineage: Eukaryota; Metazoa; Nematoda; Chromadorea; Rhabditida; Rhabditidae. The record is from the annotation of a GenBank genome assembly.
AUGAAAGAAGAAGUGAUCAUGCGAAAACUAAUCGCCGAUGGUGAAGGCGUCGGUGAAGAAAAAAGAAUUCAACAAAUAUCCACAUUUCUUCGGGAUGCAAGGAAGAACCCGAAUGGUGAAAACAAGAUUAGUGAGGCUGUUAAGAUUUUGAAAAUUCUUGACGGUCUCGAGAUGUCAAUGUUGAAACAGAAACAAAUCGCUGUAAUGAAUGCAAAUCAAUGUGUUGAUUUCGAAGAACUUGCUCAAUCAGUAGAUUCAGAGAUUGAAGAAACCCACAGGAAAAUUGAAGAAGCCAAACAACAAUUAGCAGAAGCCCGAGUUGUGAAACGAAAUCGUCAAGAAUAUUCGAAAGUUGUCAAAGAGAUCAAUGAAAUCCCAUCGCGCGCUGAAGCAACCAAAAAUUUAUCUGAAAUUCGAGACGAAUUAGAAAGACGGCAUGAACAACAAAAAGUACUCGAAUCAAGAUUAAAUGAUCGACGAAACCAAUUACAAACUUUGAAUAUUGUUCUGGCUAAUAUGAGACGGUUUUGUACAGGUAAUUUAUUGAACAAAGGCACUUUUAUUUACAUUCAUAUAAUUAAAAUGUAAAUAAAUUAAUGCAAUCUCACUAGUCGAUGUUGAAAACUGUGUUUUAUGAAGUUUUGAAUGGAAUUCAAACGGAUUUUCUAAGAAUGUCAAGGGUUCUAGAUUUUUGCUGAAAAAAAUCAAUGAAGUUUUUUUCAAAAUUUGGAGGGACGAAUGUGAAUUCCUAACCUGGCCUAGAAAAGAGCCGCCCUUUUCAGAUCUAAAGUCUUGGAAUUUUGCUGAAUUCAUUAGUUUUUGUUAAAGCUUCUAUAAAGAUCAUUGUUGUAUUCUAGAAGACAUCGAAUCAAAUCCUGCUGAAAACUCUGGAUCAAUUGAAAACGAAGAUGAUGAAGAAGAAGAUGAAAAAAUUGUAGUAGACGAAUGGAGAGAUGAUGAUGUACAAUCAAUGGAAACAAUAUAA